Molecule: messenger RNA, 843 nt
Organism: Porites evermanni
Lineage: Eukaryota; Metazoa; Cnidaria; Anthozoa; Scleractinia; Poritidae
Source: the annotation of a GenBank genome assembly
AUGGCCUCUACUACUUAUAUUUUUAAGGAAGAUCUCGCGAGACUCAAGAGAGAUGCCGAUCCUUUGAGAGAAACCGGUGGGAGUUUGUACGGCCAGUGGACCAGCACUGGAAACCCAGUCGUUCAUGUUGUAAUGAGCAAGAGUGGCAAGUAUUCGGACGGUGAUGAAACAUUCUUUUCCAAAAAUUACAGGCUGUGCCACAUCGGGGAAUGGCGUAUAGCAAACCCUGAUCAUCGUACCAGAGAAGCACUUCUAUCUAAGUACAAGGGAUCCAGACCUGCAAAAAGAUUUGUCAUUCUUGAAGUGACUGCGGACGCGGUCUAUCCUUUUCUUUUCGUCGACGGAAAGUCACAAGAGCAAGGGAGAGUUGAAGCGCUUCAAGGGGAAAAUCCGUUCAAUAAACUGGAACUGCACGGCACGCCAUCUCUGAAUUAUUCGCCGGGAACCUCGGGGACACAACAUCGAUUGUCACACUUUCAGCAGUACCCGGUACGCACUCGACAACCACAGGUUCAAGAUGUUUACACGUCUUCGAGUCAGUGGUACGCCAAUGAAAGUGGAGAGGAAAAGCUCAAGCAAGUAUUUCUGAAGUUGAAAGAUAUGGCCACGAGGGAAGAGGUGGAGAUGAGUCGGGAUACCCGUACUCAUGACAUGUCGAUGUCCUUUAUUGACAUGUAUCGCAGCAGGAAGUGGGAAGUGAAAUUUUCUGCUCAUUUUCCCCGUGAUGGAGCAUUGGUGACAAACAAAAGUCAAGCAUUACCUCAUGCUCCCUAUCGCACAAUUGGUGGUGACAGUGUGGAGAAAGCGGUGGAAAAUAUUAAACGUCACAUAUUGAGGCAAUGA